CUGCAAAAUAUAAUUUCAAACCACAUUCCGAGGUCCCUUUUCGCGUGGAGAGCAUCGUUACCUCCUAAUCUCACGCUCCCUGUCCUAAAACCCCCCACCAAAACCCCAGCGUUUUCCGAAACUCGACGCUUAAUUACUUUACUUUUUCUUCGUCUCUCCCAACCAAAAAAACCACAGAUCCACCCCUUCCGACACCUCGCGAGCUUCGUCGACCAUGGCGAGCGCUCUACGCCUCCUCCUCCUCCGCUCUCCUCAUCCUCCGCCGCAGCGGCGCUUUUCAUUCCCCUCCCUCUCCCUCGCCUCGCGCUCCUACGCCGCCGCGGCGAAACCCUACCCCUCGCCCUCGAAGCCGAGGGAGAAGGAGAGCCCCGGCGCCGAACCAGAGCCGUCCGAUGAUGACGCGGAGAGCGCACCGACGGAGGGGAUCAGCAGGCCCCUCUCGGAGAUCCUCAAGGAGCUGGGGAAGAAGGUCCCCGACUCCCUCGUCAAAACCCGCGUCGAAGAUGGUUUCCCCAUCAGAUACAUCCCCUGGCAUAUUGUCAAUAGAAUCUUAAAUCUGCAUGCUCCUGAAUGGUCUGGUGAGGUACGCAACAUUGUUUAUUCAUCUGAUGGGAAGUCCGUAUCAGUUGUUUAUCGCGUGACUCUUUAUGGGACUGAUGCUGAGAUCUACAGAGAAGCAAGUGGAACAGCAUCUGUUGAUGAUACGGGUUACGGAGACCCUGUGCAGAAGGCAGAGGCAAUGGCCUUCCGCAGAGCUUGUGCACGUCUCGGUCUCGGGCUUCACCUUUAUCACGAAGACAUGUCAUAGAAUGCGCCAUUAUCUCGGUAUGCAAUUUUGAAAGUUUACAUGACUCAGACAUGCAUAUAUAUACUUAUUAGCGCAUACCAUUUUGCAAUGGACUGUUUAUUGUCUGAAUGUAAGAAUUGGCUGUGUUUAACUCUGUAAAACUUAUUAUUGUAAAAUGGAUCAAAGGAUUUAUCAAUGUAAGCUUAUUGAUGCAAGUACAGUUUUCUUAGACUA
Messenger RNA from Ananas comosus (pineapple), 1021 nucleotides. Its product is annotated as DNA repair RAD52-like protein 1, mitochondrial. Gene Ontology annotation, molecular function: DNA binding. Lineage: Eukaryota; Viridiplantae; Streptophyta; Magnoliopsida; Poales; Bromeliaceae. The transcript is spliced from 4 exons. Gene Ontology annotation, biological process: double-strand break repair via homologous recombination. The record is from RefSeq and is a predicted model, not a curated record. The coding region runs from base 215 to 808 and encodes 197 amino acids.